UUCCAGAAUUUAGUGGCGUGGUCUUUGACGGAAGAGCUUUUCACGAGAAGCAGAACAAUCAGAAAAUAUAAAUGUUAUAGGGAUUUGUAUUUUGAGUACAGUCUUUGAAAUAUCUUAUCGCGUGUAACCGAUGAGAUCAGAACGCGCAGACAGUUGACUGAAGCAGUGGAUGAAGUGAAAGUCUUGUCACCGUGACCAAGCAGCAGCAGCAGAAGAUGGACGGGAGUGUGACAGUCAUCACGAACCCCACCGUGUCCGUGCGGGUGACCAGCACCGUCAGUUCCUUCGAGGUGAACCGGAGAUUCAACCGGGGAAUAACGAUCGCAGAGUUUAAGAGUAAACUGGAGUUGAUUGUGGGCACUCCAGCUGGUUGUAUGGACCUAGAGCUGUUCAGCUCCUCAGACAAGUACCUACAGAAACUAGAUAACAAUGAAGCUCUGCUGGGCUCCUAUCAUGUGGAUGAUGACUGCAGAAUACAUGUGACAGACUGCAGCGGUACACAGAGCGGGGAAUUCACAGAUUUAUCAAAAGUGGAGAAAUUUGAGAUCUCUGAUGAAGCCUAUGAAAAAAGGGCAGAUUCAGUUCGGAACUUCAAGAAGAAUAUGAAGUUAGGUCGAUUUAAUGAAGAAGAGAGGGCCAAGCAAGAAGAGGCUGUCGCUAAGAAAGAGGAAGAGGAGAAGGUGGCCGCUGAGGUCAUCGCUGUUGGAAACCGCUGUAAAGUUCAAGUUCCUGGGCUGGCCACUAAGAUUGGCACUGUUAUGUAUGUUGGUACAGCAGAUUUCAAGCCAGGUUAUUGGGUAGGUGUGAAGUACGAUGAGCCUCUCGGGAAGAAUGAUGGCAGUGUGAAUGGGAAACGUUACUUUGAGUGCGAACCAAAAUAUGGUGCCUUCGUGAAGCCCCUCACAGUAACUGUAGGAGAUUUCCCAGAAGAAGACUAUGGUUUGGAUGAGAUGUGAGAUUCAGAAGCAGUCAGAACAGUUCUUCAAGGUGUUUGCAGUGAGACUUUGCUGAAGUAGAAGGGUUUUCUGUUGUCAUUGAAGAUCAUUUUGUUUUAUGCUGAUCUGGAAGAGAUCGGCAACAAUUAUACCUUAAUUUCCUUCAGUCAAACUCAAGAUAUGAUCUCAAACAUCAUCUGUGCCCUGACGACUGGAAGUAACUGGUAAGGCAAAUCUGUGAACAUCAGUCAAGGUCAGAGUAUAGAACCUAGUUGAACUCACUUGCAUGUUGAUUAUUGAAUUCCAAAGUUCUGCAGCUAAUUUGAGUCCAGGCUUAGUCAUCUUACUUCAAACAAAACCAACUAAACAAAAUGUUCUUUGCGUUUUUGCAAUUCUGUACACAAUGUAUUGUAUAGAGGUCUUAUUUGUACUAAUGAGUUCCUGCAUUUUUUUUUGCUUUCUUAUGCAUCAACAUGACUGUGUUUAGGGUCUCAGUCCCUUAUUGUCUUUGGCACUUUAGCAAUUAGCUGACAUAUGAGUGCAGUAAUGUAGAAUCCUGUGGCCUCAGUUUUUCUGUAUUUUCAGUGUAAAUUACAGAAGUGUGAUAAGAACUCUUGCUUUUUACAUUGGCAUGUAAAAAUGUUGAUGCAUGUCAAAUUCACUUUGAACAGAAUGGCCUCAUGCUUUUAUGGAAUUCUGUUUAGCAAAAUCUGUUUUGAAUAAAUCCAUGUGCCAACUUUGGACAUCAUGCA
Danio aesculapii is the source of this 1687-nucleotide messenger RNA. RefSeq names its product tubulin folding cofactor B (gene tbcb). The record is from RefSeq and is a predicted model, not a curated record. Gene Ontology annotation, molecular function: alpha-tubulin binding; microtubule plus-end binding. The transcript is spliced from 7 exons. Lineage: Eukaryota; Metazoa; Chordata; Actinopteri; Cypriniformes; Danionidae. Gene Ontology annotation, cellular component: cytoplasm; nucleus; microtubule plus-end. Bases 216 to 956 code for a protein of 246 amino acids. Gene Ontology annotation, biological process: post-chaperonin tubulin folding pathway; cytoplasmic microtubule organization; tubulin complex assembly.